Messenger RNA from Spodoptera exigua (beet armyworm), 4236 nucleotides. NCBI's taxonomy places the organism in Eukaryota, Metazoa, Arthropoda, Insecta, Lepidoptera, Noctuidae. The record is from the annotation of a GenBank genome assembly.
GCAUCUUUUACUCUUGUUUAGUUGUUUUGUAAUAAUUGUUCCUAAUUAUUCAAGGGCUGUUGCUGUUGUCACUUGCAUGUGCAUAUUUUACAGAUAAUAUUAUUGAAUAAGUUACUAUACUACUUACAGUCAUAAAGACUCAGUAAAUUACCUUGACAUGUCCGAGUCUGUAGGAAGAGGAAGGGCCCGUGGUCGGGCCGGGAGGGGCGGUGAUAAUGCCGGUCCUCCACCGCGUCGACCUGGCGAGGCACCGAGACCUGGUACUCAGCAACCAGUCCCUACAGGCCCUCGGCCACAACCGCCUACUCCAUGGGGACCCCCUACGGCACAAGCAGGCAGAGCCUCACACAGAUCCACUCCAUCCACUCAUCAAGAGCAUCCUGGUGAUGUAGAUGUGCAACAGAGAAUGCAAGCAAUGCAGAUUGCUGCUACAUCGCAACCAACCCCUGCUGGCGAUCAAGGAGCCGGGGUAAUCGGGCGUGGCUCACGACGUGGUGGAGGCAGGGUGCUGCCAGAACAAAUGGUCAUUUUGCGUACACGCCCCAGUACCAUCCAAUCUAAAAAGGGUACUACUGGCAACCUCAUUGACCUCAAAGGCAAUUAUUUUAUGGUCAAAACUACACCACAGUGGCGUCUGUACCAGUAUCAUGUUGAUUUUUCUCCGGAAGAAGACAGCACCCACAUUAGAAGGGCACUUAUGCGUGUCCAUGCUAAAACUCUGGGCGGGUAUUUGUUUGAUGGCUCAGUGCUGUACACAGUCAAAAGAUUACACCCAGAUCCCCUGGAGUUGUACUCUGAUAGGAAGACUGAUGACCAAAGGAUGAGAAUAUUGAUAAAGCUUACUUGUGAUGUCAUCCCCGGAGACUACCAUUACAUACAGAUAUUCAAUAUCAUAAUAAGGAAAUGCUUCCAAAUAUUGAAUCUGCAGUUGAUGGGCAGAGAUUACUUUGACUCUGAGGCUAAGGUUGACAUCCCUGAGUAUCGCCUUCAAAUUUGGCCUGGAUACAAAACUACUAUCAAUCAAUAUGAAGAUCACCUGUUAAUGGUUACUGAAAUUACUCAUAAAGUUCUUCGCCUUGACACUGUUCUGCAAAUGUUAAGUGACUAUGCUGCAAGUAAAGGGGGAAAUUACAAAAAGAUAUUUUUGGAAGAUAUUGUGGGCAAAAUAGUAAUGACUGUUUACAAUAAAAAGACAUACAGAGUUGACGAUGUUUCAUGGCAAGUGUCGCCUAAGUCCACAUUCAAAAUGAGAGAUGAGACCAUCACAUACAUGGAUUAUUAUAAAAAGAAAUACAAGAUCAAUAUUCAUGAUACUGACCAGCCUUUGUUAAUCUCGCGCUCCAAACCACGUGAUAUUCGUGCUGGAAUGCCUGAGUUAGUAUAUUUGGUACCAGAACUGUGCCGUCAGACUGGACUGACAGACGAGAUGCGCACCAACUUCAAGCUGAUGAAGGCACUUGAUGCCCAUACCAAAAUUGGCCCAGAUGUUCGCAUACAAAAACUGAUGGCAUUCAAUCAAAGGCUGACUAGAAACCCAGAAGUUGUUAAGGAAAUGGCUGACUGGGACCUUAGUUUAUCAACUGAACUGGUCAAGAUUAAAGGUCGUCAACUACCGCCAGAAAAUAUUGUGCAAGGCAAUAACGAUCGUUAUCCAGCUGGAGACACUACCGAAGGGUGGACCCGUGAUAUGCGAUCAAAGCCCUUGUUGGAGAUUGCUCAACUGCCGUCUUGGGUGGUUAUAACUCCAGAGAGGCAGCGUCGUGAAGCUGAAGGCUUUGUAGACUUGAUUAUGAAAACAGCUGGAGGUGUAGGUUUCCGUAUGCCUCGACCAGAAGUAGUUACUAUCCGGUAUGACAGUCCCAUUGAAUACGCAAAUGCCUGUGAGAAUACCAUUGCGCGUAAAAAUCCUGCCAUGAUCCUGGUCGUUCUAGCUCGUAAAGUUUCUGAUCGCUAUGAGGCAAUUAAAAAGAAGUGCACCGUGGAUCGUGCGGUCCCGACGCAGGUUGUAUGCGCACGAAACAUGACAUCCAACUCAGCUAUGUCUAUUGCCACUAAAGUAGCUAUCCAGAUUAACUGCAAGCUUGGUGGUGCUCCAUGGAGAGUCGACAUACCUCUCCAAAACAUACUCGUUAUAGGUUACGAUGUUUGCCACGACACACGCUCCAAGGAGAAGAGUUUUGGUGGAUUUGUUGCUUCAAUGGAUCGCUACUUGACGCGUUACUUUUCAGCUGUUAACUCCCAUACUUCUGGAGAAGAAUUGAGCUCCCACAUGAGCUUUAAUGUUGCAUCAGCACUCAAAAAGUUCAGAGAAAUUAAUGGAACAUUGCCAAGCAGGAUUUUCAUAUAUCGCGAUGGCGUCGGUGAAGGACAAAUCCCUUAUGUUCACUCUCAUGAGGUGGCAGAGAUAAAGAAGAAAUUGAAUGAAGUUUAUGCUGAUUCAGAAUAUAAAAUGGCUUUCAUCAUUGUAUCAAAGCGCAUCAAUACGCGUAUCUUUUUGGAUCGUGGGCGUGGCGAGAACCCGCGGCCUGGUACCAUUGUCGACGAUAUAGUUACUCAACCAGAACGCUACGACUUUUAUUUGGUGUCGCAAAAUGUGCGUGAGGGCACAAUAUCUCCAACGUCAUACAAUGUUAUUGAGGAUUCCACAGGACUGCAUCCUGAUCGGAUGCAAUGGUUGACAUACAAAAUGACCCACCUGUACUAUAAUUGCUCUUCGCAAGUACGCGUCCCCGCUGUGUGCCAGUACGCACACAAGCUCGCUUUCUUGGCGGCCAACAGCCUACACAGCCAGCCGCAUUAUUCUUUAACUGACACAUUAUAUUUCUUGUAAAUGAAAAGAUAGGUAUAGGUAAAUGCCUAAUUUUUUCGACAUUUUUUUAUUAUAUUCUGUGAUUCGCGUUAUAAUCUCAAAAUUGUUUGAAAAGUUUUCAUAGUAACUUGUUCCAAUCUAUGUAACAAGUAUCGAACAUUGUGUGAAACUACAUAUAAAUUAGCUAUAAGAAAAUACGUGACUGCUUAGAUUGUAAGACGUUGGACCGGGUUUUAAUAUUGAAUAUUAGACCUUUACCUCUCGUCUGCCGCUAUAUGAAACAGCAAAAUAUCAAGUCUCGCUUGUUACAUUUCGGCAGAAACAGGGUUAUAACUCUAAAUUCUGUGGAAUUUAGUAAAAAUAUGACAUGGAUCAUUAUUAUUAGUAGUGUGUACUGUAUGUACCAAAAUAAGUAUAGUAAGCUGGGUUUGAUUAAUUCAUACCCCCCUUUUAUUUUUUUUUCUUAAUAGUUUGUAAGUUUUUUUUAUUAUCAUUUUAUAUCUCUUCCUCAUCUCGAAGAGCACGGUAUUCACCCGGGCCAAUAGCUCUGGACAAAUUCGAAGACGAGAGCGGCUUCUGACUCACCCUCAGAAAACUGCAACCUCACUACCACUAGCGGGAUUACCACGCUGAAAACGGUUAGUGUUUCGUCUACUAUCGUAGGAAGACAUCCUGAGUUUAACAAGUUCUACUUUAAUUUAAAAUUGUCAUAAAAGUAAUAAUUACCAUUAUUACUUUUUUUUUUCCUGACUAUGACUACCUCCAAUACACUGUGUUAACACGUGCUAGUCACGCCACCACCGAUUUAAGUUUGAUUUGAGUGAAUGUGAUUAGUAUAGUGGUUGAAGAUGAUUAUGGUCUGUGGUUCAGUUCCCAUAUAAAUUUCCCACCUGUGACAUUAAUAUGUUAUGUUUACAUAAUCAUAACAAUCUGUUCCUACAAAACAUUUUGACAUGUUAUUUUUUGUUUUGCAUUUUUACAUAGUACAAGCUACUUUGUGGCCUUUAAGAAUAUUUAGAAACUGCCGCGGGCAUUUCUAAUCUUUUGGUAAAAUGUUGCCAUAUAUUUGCCAUGGGCAUAUAAGUUUAUUUUUGAUAGUUUAGAUAGUGUUAACUUUUUUAACUCUAGAGUUUAUAUCAUAUUACUCAUGACAUUCCAAAUGAGUAUUAUUUUUAUAAUAGUCCACUCUCUUACUUUCGUUUUUGUAAUCCAUUCGAUUAAGAAAGAUCUGUUUACUGACUGGCAGUGGAUGCGUUCGAAUAUUCUCCAGACUGCAAGUCCUAAUAUACCUAGCUAUUUUAAGUAAAUACGGUGCUUGUCAGACUUUAGUUUUACUAAUAUGUAAGUAAUGACGAGGGAGCGGAUUAUUACCUCUAAAUUGGCAGCAACCAAAUACCUUUUUGUACUUAUUACAUUUUCUUAUUAUA